ACGUAAUGCGUUCUGUGCGUCAGGGCUGCCCCCUCAGUCCACUUUUGUUUUGUAUUUACAUCGAAGCGAUGUGCUUAGCGAUAAAUGAAAAUGAAAAAAUUCGUGGCUUCAGCUUGGCGGCAGUGGAAGUUAAGCUGCUGGCAUAUGCAGACGACAUUGCGGUGUGUUGUACGAACAAAGAAAGUGUAGAGGAAACGAUAAGUGUUGUGAAACAUUUUUGUAGCGUCACAGGAAGCCGCGUAAACUGGGCGAAAUCUCUUGGGCUUUGGCACGGAAGGUGGCCUUCAAAGCCGGACCUUUUUGCGAAUGUGCACUGGACGGAAACACCGACAAGGUACCUCGGUGUUCCCCUGGAAUGUUAUAACGGCAGCGAGGAGUAUUGGUCGCGUCAAACAAAAGAGACGAAGGAAAAAGCAGACAGGUGGAAAGGCAUGAACCUGUCUGUUUUCGCUAGGGCUACUGUGUGCAACAUGUUUUUUAUCGCUAAACUGUGGUAUGUGAUGCAGGUGUUACAUUGUUCAAGGAUCAACGUGCAAAGGCUGCACAGAGUGUUCGCAGUUUUUAUAUGGGGCUCGAAAUGGGAAAGGUGCAGACGGACCAACUUGUUCAGGCGCGUGAAGGACGGAGGUCUUGGUUUGGCGCACCUAUUUGUGAGACAAGUAGUAAAUAGAUUUUUGUUUUUCCGUGACGUCAGGGAUCCGUUUUUACGUACGGUAUGCCAGCUCAGGUUAGGCAGUGCCUUACCAGAUUUUGUUGUUACUACGGAUAGCCGGCCCGUGACGUUGCGUGGGUAUCUCAAGGAAGUGGUAGACAGUGUACGUUUUUUAUCUGUACGCUUUUCGAUAGAUUAUCUAGCAAGUGUUAGAAGAAAAGAAUUGUACAGAGAUGUAUGUGCUAUGGUUUUGCCAGUACCAUUGUACAGGGCCAUAUACAGUGGAAGACCGGGACAAAACGUACUGAAGCGGGUGAGAAACAUGCAGGUACCUACAGGGGUGAAAACUUUUUUCUUCAAGUUACACACAGGAACACUAUCAGUAAAGACUUUCACAGAGGAACGGGGUUUUUUUACACUAUGGGGGUCACACUGCUUGAUAUGUAAGAAACCAGAAACAAUAGACCAUGUUUUUUUGCAUUGUUGGGAAGGGGUACAUUUUUGGGACAUAUUACAGAGGACAAUAAAGAAGGAUUUUCCACUAGACCCACACGGAAUAAGGUACCUCGCAGUAACAAAUGAUGAUGGGGUCCCAUUCGAUGUAGUGAUGUUGACCGGUCUCCACUGUAUAUGGCGUGCACGAAUGGCCGGAUACCAUUUCGACCCGGACGCAAAACCAGCAGUAAUUUAUUUCAGGCAAAGCAUGUCUGCAUUCAUUGAGUGUAGCAAAAUAGAGGAUAUCGAGCCAGAAUGGUUGUCAAGGGUUGAACCCCUGGCAAACCUUAAGUAUUUUUAAGAGGACAACAUCAGUACAAAUGGGACUGAUGGCAAUGCUUGUUUUUUUUUAUUUUUCUUUUUCUUUGUAUUGUAAUAUAUGUGUGUGCAAUGAUUGCCCUGUACAAUGUCCAUGCCAGGCAAUAAAUAAAAAAAAAAAAAAAG
This is a messenger RNA of Rhipicephalus microplus (southern cattle tick), 1591 nucleotides long. RefSeq lists its product as uncharacterized. NCBI's taxonomy places the organism in Eukaryota, Metazoa, Arthropoda, Arachnida, Ixodida, Ixodidae. The record is from RefSeq and is a predicted model, not a curated record.